AAGGAAAGGCCGGGGCUGCGACAUGCGCUCGUUUGAAAAUGGGAGGGUCGCGCGCCAUUCGCGAGCUGCGCGCGAGACAUCUCCACUGUUUUGUUUCCUGUGGUCCUCUCUCUCUCUCUUUUCUGUCCGCCAACCUGUUAGAGUGACAAGGAUAGCAUCAAGGUGGUUUCGGACGUGGAUGUUAGCAGUAGACACUUCACUUCGUGUCCGUGUCGUCGUCCAUGUAGUGUUCUGUGUUCCAAAUUUUGUUCGGUCGAGAAGCUCUCUCUGAAAUAGAAGUCAUGGCGAAAAAUCAGAAAAUUGAAGAGGGAUUAGAAUUAAUAAAGAGCGCUGAGAAGAGCUUGAAAACAUCUCUGCUAAAAUGGAGACCUGAUUACGAUUCUGCUGCUGACGAAUACAACAAAGCAGCUACAUGCUUUCGGAUUGCCCGUUCCCUCCAGCAGUGUAAUGAAUGCCUCUUCAAAGCUGCAGAGUGCUACAAGCAAAAUAGAUCAUUUUUUCAUGCUGCCAAGUGCUUGGAGCAGGCAAUGCUUAUGAGCAGGGACCUUGGGAAUCUUCUUGAGGUUGCUUCAUUGGCUGAGAAAGCUUGCUCCCUCUACCAGCAACAUGGAUCCGCGGAGUCUGGAGCUUUCGCUUUGGAUAAAGCAGCCAAAAUUAUUGAAGAAUCCCAUCCUCAAGAAGCCUUGAAGUUAUAUCAACAUGGUGCCGAUGUGGCCAUGACGGAAAAUAAUGUAAGGCAAUCCGCAGAAUUUGUCAACAAAGUAUCCCGGACUCUUAUAAAGCUUAAAAUGUACGAUCAAGCUGCUGAUGCUUUGAGACGAGAGAUUGGUUUGCACGAACAGUCCGAGCAUUUACCAGCUAUUGGCAGGCUUGCUGUGGCUCUUGUUUUGGUCCAGCUUGCAAGAGGUGACUAUGUGGCAGCUGAAAAGGCAUUUAAGGAAUGGGGAAACUGCUGUGAGGCACCCGAGGUUCAGACACUGGAAAUGCUGCUCCAAGGGUUUGAUGAAGAGGAUUCUGAUACCGUGCAGCGUGCUUUGAACAGUCCAUUCAUUAAACACAUGGACAUUGAGUAUGCAAGACUUGCGCGGGAACUACUGCCUCAACCCACAACUGUUGCUCCCAAAGCAACGGUUAGAGAAAAUGCCGCUCCAUCGUAUGUUUCUCCCAAUGCACCAUCUCAUACUGCCACAGCUCAAGUUGAUUUUGAUGAUACCAGUGCAAACACUGGUCUUGCCCCUCCCGCUGCACCGACAGUGGGAGCUGUAACCCCUUGCAGUGAAGAUGAGUAUGAGGGUGGUCUUUGCUAAACCUGAAUUCUCAGUUUGUUUUGACUUAUAGACUGAUGGCAAUAUUGUUAUAAUUCAGGGAAAACAUAAAAAUUUUAGUGUCUUGUUAAUUUUGUUUUUGUACUGGCAGUUGAGAAAAUAUAGGGUAAGUUGAUCUGGUUUAUUGUAUGCUGGUACAUACUAAUUAUUUAAUGCCUUUCAUAUGCUAGUUUUUAAACUUCUGAAUUUACAUGUAAUUUUACUGAGGGUAUGGGUCAAUACCUCAGUGUUGUGGGUUUGCCUUGAAUAGCAUUAGCCUUAGUGACAAACAAGAUUGACCUCCAUAUGGAAAACCAUCUGAGAGUUACUUGUACAAGUUAGAAUCCAAGGACUCUAGCACAAGCACAAGCCAUACUUGCAUGGGCAAACCUUUAACACUGCAGUUUCUAGACUCAUGCACCUGUAUUCUUGUCAUAAAUUUUCUUAACCUUCAAUUUGCUAAUUUUGUGUAGCAGAAACAGUCCAAUUGUUCCUUUUUUGAGAGUGUCAUGUGGUUUCUUUUGUGUAUUUUUAAAUGCCAUCUGAUUUGUGGCUUUUUCUUUAAAUGCUGCCCCUUAGUGGUAAUUGAUGAUAAAUAUCACCUAUAACAAUACCUGUGUACAACUAAUUACAACUAAUUGUUUUGCUAUGGUUGGGGCUGUAAACUCACUUAAUACUUGUAUCCCUCCCUUUUGAAAACUACACUAAGGUAAUUUCUGGAUUUACUUACAAAACUGUACUUUUUUGUUUUAUCGUCUCAUUUUUGUAGUUUGUAGGACAAUGUAUGUAAGCUAAGGCUUUUCUGAAGUCUUUGAAAGUGUAUAUUUCCUUUUUCUCUCUCCAUCUUCAAUUGAUGCUCUUUGGAAGAAUUUGUUCCAAAAUUUAGCUUAAAUUUGUUUUAUGUUUUUGUCUGGAUGGAUGGUUUUGAUUUGGAAGAUGGUGCUUACAAGCCCUCUGUGGCUUGUGUUUGUUUGAAGUUCGUGGUUGCAUAGAAUGUCUGUUAUCUGUUUCUCACUAGGUGUUCUUUUGAAGAAAGUUGACAUUGAUUUUUGUUGUGCUGAUUAUUGUUAAGUGAAUGAAGGGCUUUAAUGUGUAGACUUAUUCAUUUUACUUGUAUCUACCACCAUUUCCUUUAUUAUGCCUGUGAUAGAUUUUGGUGUCGUGUUCAAGGUUGGUAUCCUUUCCUAUCUAUAACAAACUACGGAGGUACCAGAAUAGCUUCAACUUGUUUUGUAUUGUUUGGCGGUAUUGAGCAUAAGUAGAACUCUCUUUUUGUACAUACUGUAGCUAUGAACAUAUUUUCCAAUACUUCCAUUGUGCUCUCAUAACUGAUUUAAAAGUGAUGGAUGUGAAGAGCAAUAUUACAGUAGUAAAUGUUUGCCAUUCAGAGCACUGUACACUUCUGAUAAUAUGCUUCUGUUUGUCACAAAAUCUUCCGAAGAUCUUAUAUACCAAAACUUUCUACAAGACUUCGACAAAGUUUGGUGAUAGAAUCUUGUUAGAUAAAAGCUCUUUUUUCGAUAAGGCAGAAGUUCCUCUGCUUGAGUCCACUUUGUCAGCUGCUGAUUAAUUUAUAUUAGCACUGCAUUCAAAUUUUAUAUUUUUAAAUUUUAUUUCAUCAUAUGGUGUAUUGUCUUAUCAAGUGAUGUGCACAAAGUAUUGUGUACAUUCAUAUUCACAGCCUAGUACCUUUUGUUGUUAUUUGAAAGAUGAAAUACUAUAGUUUCAGUGACUUGUUGAUUCUUUUAUAAUAUACAUCUAUUAUUUCAUCUGGAGGAAGAGUAAUUUUGUUAUCUAGUCGUGUAGCAAAUUUUGUUGGAAACUUUCUUGCACUGUGUUAAAAUUUGUUAAUCUUAAUUCCACAUUUUCAGAUUUUAAGUAUCAUGAUUGUGCACUUUGGAAAAUUCUGUGUGUCUAAAGAGAAAUAUCCUUUUCUUUUGUGAAAAAAAAAUAUCAACAAUAUCACCUUUUGGUUAGUGCCAUUACAAUGUAUAUUAAAAUAAAAAUAAUAACAUUCGCUAUUGUGGCAUAAGUUGAAUGCUUUGUAAUAUGUAGAAUCAUCGUUAACAAUCCAAUUCAUCAAUUGUGUAGAUGUGGAGUUGGAACCCAAAAUAAAAGUUCCAUAAGACACGCUGCUG
Messenger RNA from Thrips palmi, 3442 nucleotides. Its product is annotated as gamma-soluble NSF attachment protein-like. Gene Ontology annotation, biological process: intracellular protein transport. Gene Ontology annotation, molecular function: soluble NSF attachment protein activity; syntaxin binding. NCBI's taxonomy places the organism in Eukaryota, Metazoa, Arthropoda, Insecta, Thysanoptera, Thripidae. Gene Ontology annotation, cellular component: vacuolar membrane; SNARE complex. The record is from RefSeq and is a predicted model, not a curated record.